This is a messenger RNA of Tympanuchus pallidicinctus (lesser prairie-chicken), 2284 nucleotides long. RefSeq names its product glycosylated lysosomal membrane protein (gene GLMP). The transcript has 5 exons. Bases 362 to 1894 code for a protein of 510 amino acids. The record is from RefSeq and is a predicted model, not a curated record. Gene Ontology annotation, cellular component: lysosome. Lineage: Eukaryota; Metazoa; Chordata; Aves; Galliformes; Phasianidae.
AGCGGGGAGCGCUGAGCCGGGAGGCGGUGACAUUCGAGGCCUUUCGUCCUCCCCGAUCCCGCGAAUCGCGGCGCCCGUCCGUCCGUCUGUCCGUCCCUGCCUCGGUCCGUCUGUCCCUUCUUCUGUCCGUCCUUGCCUCGCUCUGUUCCUGCCUCAGUCCUUCCAUCUGCGCCUUCAUCCAUCCCUGUCCUGCCUCCCUCCUUUCCUUCCUGUGUGCAGCCCUGCCUCUGUCCCUGCCUUGUUCUGUCUCUACUUCUGUCUGUCCAUCCCUACCUCUGUCCAUCUGUUCCUGUCUCCAUCCACCCCUCCCUCGGUCCGUCCCUACUUCGGUCCGUCCCUACUUCUGUCCAUCCCUGCCCCCAUGCAUCCCUACCCCAGUCUGUCUGUCCCUCCCUUGGUCCAUCCAUCCCUCCCUGCCUCUGUCCAUCCGUCCCUACAUCUGUCCAUCCCUGCCUCCAUCCCUCCCUCCCUCAGUCCGUCUGACCCUACCCCUGUCUGUCCCUACCUCCAUCCAUCCCUUUCUCGUUACACCCAUCCCUACCCCAGUCUGUCUGUCCCUCUCUUGGUCCAUCCAUCCUUCCCUCAGUCCAUCUGUCCCUACAUCUGUCCAUCCCUACCUCCACCCAUCCCUCUCUCAGCACAUCCACUGCUACCCCAGUCUGUCUCUCCCUUGAUCCAUCCAUCCCUCCCUUGGUCCGUCUGUCCCUACACCCCUACCUCUCUCCAUCCCUGCCCCUGUCUGUCUGUCCAUCCCUACCUCGGCCCAUCCAUCCCACAGGUAUCAAUGCAGUACAACCCCGGUUGGAACGGUUCCUCAGUUUCCUCGGUCAACGUUCUGCACGUGCGAGCGGUGGGACGCGGCGACUCGCUGCACUACGUGUGGAGCAGCAUCGGGGCCCCCUCGGUGCUGCUGGUGGCCACAAGCAGCCCCAGCAGCGCUCUGUCCAUCGACUGGAGCCGCCUGCUGUCCCCUGCGCCCGCCGGCGCCGUGUGGAUCGAGCCGCCCGGCAGCGUGGUGCACGCGGCUGCUGUUGUCUUCACCAAGCUGUUUGAGUACAGCAAGGCCGAUGCCUCGGAGGCGGUUUUCUACCCCUCGUACGAUCUGUCGGACUUCUCCUGGGACAGCAUCAACCGCACCGUGAACCACACGGCGCUGACGGCCGAACUUCGCGGCGUCCCCAACUCCGAUCCCGGCGGCAGCUUCUCCAACGGCAGCCUGGCGUUCCGGGUGACGGCUUAUGGAAGCGGCGGGCGCGACGGAGCGCCGCCCGGCCUCCUGCACACGGCCAACAGCUCCAAAGUGGAAUUCGUCCUGGCCGGGGCGGCCCCGCGGGGCAACGGCUCGCGCUUUGUGCUGGAGGUGACCACGGUGCAGGAGAGAGGGGCGGCAUCCAGGCUGCGCUCGGCGCGCUCCAUCGACGACGAAUACACCCCCACCAUCUUCGAGACGCUCUCGCUGGUGGCGGAGUCCCAGAACGGCAGCUCUGCCCUCAGCUUCCUGCAAUGGAAGGCGACGGCGUACGGCUCACGGCACCCAACGCGUGCGGACGGCAUCCAGUGCCACGCCGGAGGGCUGCGUGCUGCCAGCGACCCCCGGCUCCGCUCCGCCGUCGUCCGCGCCUACUUUGGGGACGGAGCGGGCGGCGCCUACAGCGUCAGCGCCAUCAACGUCUCCUUCGGCGGCGAGGACGGCGGCGCUUACCAGGAGCAGCGCUACCUGAGCUGGUCUGCGCUGCUGGGCUUCGGGCCGCCACCCGAGGACACUUUUUCUCCCCUCAUCGUCUCCAUCGCGGCCACAGCGCUGGGCGCCCCGCUGCUUCUGCUCCUGCUGGGCGCUGCCGCGUUGCUCUGUGCCAGGAGGAGACGCUACAGCGAAUACGAGCCCAUCAACUGAGCUGCCGCUCGGCCCGGGGAGCAGGGAGCGAUCGGAGCUGCUGCCGUCUUCACUUCUGGGGGCACCGGCGGCGGCCCCCCCUCGUGCUGCCGUGCCACGUUCUGUGCUGCUGCCUGCGCUGAGGGCGGUGCUUCCUUUCUUUCUGAUGCACGCUGCCAGGGGCUGAGAUCCCCGGCAUCCUCCUCCUUUGGGGGGCACCUCGUGCUGAAGGCUGCCGCUACGAGAGUCGGCUCAGGACCGUUCCUCCUGCUGGAGCCAUCGGGAGACCCCGGCUGACAGCAGGAGCUGCCGCCCUUCCGCUUUUGCAGCGAUGGUUGGUGGCAGUGCUGCCUCACCUCCGUGUCCUCAACCACUGACUCGUCUUUGACCAAAUAAAAGGGAUUCCUUUUA